UUUCAAGAAAUAUUAAUGCCCGGUCUCAUCUACCGGGACCUGUCAUACGACUUUAACGGACAGCACACUCAUUUUUCAAUAACUCAACACGGAAACGUGGAUCUGGUGGUGUUCUCAUCUCUCGGAAGGAUAGGACAAGUUAUUGAAGUAAUAUUUCCUGAAGCAAUCAUCACAGAAGCGUUAUCUACGCAACAACGAGUUGAAUACGAUACUAAGCUGCUGCUCGGAGGUGACGAGGCAAACGCGGACUUGUUCAUCCGACGGCUUGUGCUGUAUCUGGCAUCAUUAGGCCGGCGAAAGCGUUUGAUUGUCUCGAUUGGCAUUCUUAAGGUUUUGAUGGCCUCACAGUUGAAGAUAUUGCAAUGGCUAUGCAGCAACUCGAAAAACAUCUUUAGGGUAUACUCAUCUAAUCCCGCGAGCAAGCCUUCUUCGUCAAUCGCUACUACCUCCAAAAAGAAGAAGACCAUAUUUCUACCUCAAACUUCAUUUGUAAAUCAUAUUAAGUCUUCUGAACGUGCCAGCCUUGACCAACAAUUGGCCAUAAAUGGUGGCCUGACCACACUGUACGAAUGGCAACGCGAACAGCACGAUAGGACGCAAACCUUUGAACUUCUUGAUGGACCUCCCUAUGCUAAUGGAGUCGCACAUACUGGACAUGCGAUCAACAAAAUUCUCAAAGAUUUCAUAGUUAAAAGCCGGAUUGCUUUAGGCUACAGAGUCCGAUUCCGGCCUGGGUGGGACUGCCAUGGCUUGCCCAUAGAGCUGAAGAUCACCAAGAGUGUACAGGGAAAAUCAUCGCUUGAGAUCCGAGCUCUUGCUCGACAAGUUGCAAAAGAAGCCAUUGGCAAACAGAUGAACUCCUUCAGGAGAUGGGGUGUCUCAGCCGACUGGUCAAAUCCUUAUCUUACCAUGGAUCCUCUUUAUGUUUCGGAACAGCUACAACUCUUUGCGAAAAUGGUUGAGAAGGGAAUAAUCUACCGUGCUUUCAAGCCCGUUUACUGUUCCCGCACUGCCCUUGCCGAGUCGGAGUUGGAAUACAACGAGAAGCAUACAAGCACCUCGGUAUAUUUUCGGUUCAGAAUGAUUGAUGUCGAUCCCGAAAUUAUCGGGCUCAAUCGUGCAUCAACGAAGCCGUUAAUUAUCUAUGCAUUGGCAUGGACGUCGACCCCGUGGACUCUUCCUUUGAACAAUGCCAUCUGUGUUUCUUCCAAAGAGAAAUAUUUGGCUUUCAGCUUUGAUGAUACCUCUAAAGCGCCAGUUUCUGAAGUCUACCUAAUUGCUGAGCCGCUGCUUAAUUCAUUGAUAGAAACCACAGGACGGCAAGCUACAGUCGUCGGUAGUUUUCGAGGAGAAGCACUGCUGGGAAGGCAUUACAAGAGUUGUUGGCACCCUGAGCUUUCUCUGCCUAUCCUUUCUGGAGAACAUGUUACAAUGACGAUGGGCACAGGGCUUGUCCACACUUCUUUUGCACAUGGAUUCACCGAUUACGAGAUUGGCUUAGCUGGAAAAUACAAAAUUGAGAGUUUUGUCGAUGAAGAAGGUCGCUAUACGAGACAUAUGGGUUAUAAACUCGAGGGUAAGGAUGUUCUCGGUGAAGGGCAGCGAGAAGCUAUCAGCCUGCUCAAGAAGGAUGUCGUGCAUGAAGGCAAAUAUAAACAUUCGUACCCUUACGACUGGCGAACUAAGAAGCCUGUCAUAAUUCGCAGUAGUGCACAGUGGUUUUUGGAUGUGGCUACGAUUAGCAAGAGAGCUGCAGAAUUACUAGAAGGAGUCAAGAUUGGCACUGAUGGGUCGGACCUCUCUGGGACCCUUCAGCGCAUGGUAGCAAGUCGUCCAAGCUGGUGCAUAUCCCGUCAACGAGUCUGGGGAACACCUAUACCUGCUCUUGUGGAUGAAAAUGGAAGAGCUUACCUUUCUAAGGCGCUGGUAGAACGUGUGGCUGAUAUGAUAGCCGAUAAGGGUGCGGAUGUUUGGUGGACAUGCUCGGUUGAGGAUUUAGCUAAUGAAGAAGUUCUCAAAUCUUUGUCGCUGGAUACAGCUGAUGGAUUAUCAAAAGGCACUGACAUAAUGGAUGUUUGGAUGGAUAGCGGUGUUGCAUGGCACUGUGCCAGGGAAAUGUACGAGGAUGCUGAUACUACGAAACCCACUGACAGCGUUUUGGAAGGCGUGGAUCAGUUUCGUGGCUGGUUCCAGUCCAUGCUUCUUACCUCUGUAGCUGCUCAGGAUUCAAUCCCUUACAAACGGAUACAUGUUCAUGGUUUUUGUGUAGAUGACAAUAACAAAAAGAUGUCGAAAUCAUUGGGAAAUGUUGUCGAUCCGGAAACGAUCACCGACGGGUCGCUACGACAGAAAGCUUUGGGAGCGGAUGGGCUCAGGCUCUGGGUGGCUUUAUCGGCUGGUGAGACCGUGGGAGAGUCUAAGAUCGGCGAGAAGGUUCUGGCGGAUUUGGAGAUGAAGCUUGCUGCCAUCCGAAACUCGCUUAGAUUUUUGCUUGGUGGUUGUUUUGGAUAUCAGGGCCAGCGACCGUCAUCUCUACCGCUUUUGGACCAGUGGAUUUUGCGCCAGUCUCACCUAUUCGGAAUCCGAUGUGUACAGAAUUACGAGAAUUGUCGUUUCCGUACUAUCGCUUUGGAUCUUCUCCACUUUGCACAGCGAACGCUCAGUGCACAUUAUAUCAGCCUUGUCCGUGAUCGACUCUAUUGCUCGAAAGUUGGCUCAAACGAACAUGUAUCCGCACAGUAUACUCUACAUAGGGUUGGAACCAAUCUGGCAAGAUGCAUGGCUCCACUGCUGCCUCAUCUCGCGGCUGAAUUUUUUCAACACCAGCCAAUGUGCUCUCAAAAACAGAUCUUGCGAGACGUCUUGAAGUUUGACGAGGAAGGUCUCAAUUUGGAUCCUCAGCUCGAUCCCAUCAUGGAGAAAGUGAUACAACUGAGAAGUGAUUUAGCUGCGGCCGCCGGUCCAUCGUGUGAUUUAUUCAAAGAGGGUGCUCUUCUGGAACUAUCGCAGGCUACCAAAUCCCUAUUAGCUCCAUGGCAAGACACCGAAACAUCCUUCAACUCGCAGUUGUGCGAAGUUUUCGGCGUAUCUAUGGUCAAAAUCCGUGACGCAGAACAGGAUCGCAUCACACCGAUCAAGAGCGAAGGCUUGUUUUGCGAUAGAUGUCGAAAAAUGAAUAGGAAGAAAACGGAGAAACAUUGUUGUAGGUGCACUGAAGCAUUGGAGAGUUUAACUUUAUAGAUUUCAUAAUUUACUUUUUUUAUUUUACUUGUUGAGUUUUAGUUUGAUAGUUUUACACUGCACAUGUUGAGAUUGUUUAUUGUUUGCGCUUGAAGAUAAACAACAUUACAAGGAUAAGAGAUCAAUUAUCGAGGAAGUAAAUGA
Cylicocyclus nassatus is the source of this 3384-nucleotide messenger RNA. Lineage: Eukaryota; Metazoa; Nematoda; Chromadorea; Rhabditida; Strongylidae. The record is from the annotation of a GenBank genome assembly.